Zonotrichia leucophrys gambelii is the source of this 1863-nucleotide messenger RNA. RefSeq names its product keratin, type II cytoskeletal 4-like. Gene Ontology annotation, biological process: keratinization; intermediate filament organization. The transcript has 9 exons. Gene Ontology annotation, cellular component: keratin filament. Bases 1 to 1863 code for a protein of 620 amino acids. The record is from RefSeq and is a predicted model, not a curated record. Gene Ontology annotation, molecular function: structural constituent of skin epidermis. NCBI's taxonomy places the organism in Eukaryota, Metazoa, Chordata, Aves, Passeriformes, Passerellidae.
AUGAGCCGACAGUGCUACACCUCCGGCUCCAUCCUGGGAAGACGAGGCUUUUCCUCGGCCUCCGCCGUCUGCGGCCUGGGCAGGGCCAACAGCAGCUCGGCCUCCGUCUGCCAGCCCGUGGGACGGAGGUGUGGGAUCGGUGGCUUCAGCAGCCGCAGCGUCUGUGACCUGGGCCGAGGCCAGAGGAUUUCCUUCGGUGGCAGCUGCCGCAGCGGCGUCUACGGCGGGGCUGGCGUCGGGCGCUGCGGCGUCGCGUACGGCGGAGGCCGCUUCGGCACCGUCGUGGGCUUUGGGAACUGUGCGAGCUUCGGGGGCCUGGGCAGCUACAGAGGCCUGGGGGAUGGCGUGGCCAUGGGGAGCUACGGCGGCGGCAUCGGCAUCGGCCUCGGCGGAGGGAGGUCCGAGGGCAUUCGCGGCGUCAGCAUCCACCCGGAGCUCCUCAAGCCCCUGUGCGUGGGCGUGGACCCCGAGGAGUGCCAAGUGCGGACCCACGAGAAGGAGCAGAUCAAGAACCUCAACAACCAGUUUGCCUGUUUCAUUGACAAGGUGCGGCUGCUGGAGCAGCAGAACAAGGUGCUGACCACCAAGUGGGAGCUGCUGCAGCAGUAUGUGCUCCCAGCAUCCCGGAGAAACUUGGAGCCUGUGUUUGAAAACUUCAUCUGCAACCUGAGGAAGCAGCUGGAGUGUGUGAUGGGGGAGCGAGAGCGGCUGGAGAAUGAGGAGCGGUGCCUGCGGGACCUGGUGCAGGAGUUCAAGUGCAAGUAUGAAGAUGAGAUCAACAAGCGCACGGCAGCAGAGAACGAGUUCGUGGUGCUCAAGAAGGAUGUGGAUUGUCUCUACCUGACCAAGGAGGAGCUGGAGGUGAGGGUGGGCCUCCUGAGACAGCAGCUGGAGUUCCUGAAGUGCAUCUAUGCCGAGGAGAGGGCUCAGCUGGACUGUCAGCUGUGUGACACCUCUGUCAUCGUGCAAAUGGACAACAGCCGGGACCUGGACAUGGAGGGCAUCAUCAAAAGCGUGGAGUGCUGCUAUGAGGAGAUUGCCCAGAAGAGCAAGGCCGAGGUGGAGGCUUUCUACCAAACCAGGCUGGAGGAACUCCACAGCAGCCGGGGCAAGUUCUGUGAUGACCUGAAGAACAACCAGAGUGAGAUUGCUGAGCUCAACAGGAUGAUCCAGAAGCUGCAGUGUGAGUCGGACAAUGUGAAGAAACAGAUCUCAGCCCUGCAGACAGCCAUCUGUGAUGCUGAGCAACGAGGAGACUGCGCCCUCAAGGAUGCCCGGCAGAAGCUGGUUGACCUGCAGACAGCCCUGCAGCAGGCCAAGGACAAGAUGGCCUGUCUGCUCAGGGACUACCAGGAGCUGCUCAAUGUCAAGCUGGCCCUGGACAUUGAGAUUGCCACCUACAGGACGCUGCUGGAGGGAGAAGAGAGCAGGAUAUGCACCGGCAACCCUGUGAGCGUAGCCGUGGUCAGCGGCGGGGGCACGGUCGGGGAGUGCCGGUCCCUGUCUGGAAUCGGAGGCAAAUGCACCGUGAAGAGCGGAGGGGCCGGCGCGGGGCUGGGCAUGGUCUCGUCCUUCGGCAGCGCCGGGUUCAGCACCCGCAGCGUGGAUUGCGUGCCCAAGGUCGGGGCGGGAUUCGGGGCCCGCAGCGCCGUCAGCUGCGUGGGGAGGGAGGUGCUCACCGGCGUGGACGGGGUGCAGUGCGCCGCCGGCAUGGGCAACCUGGGCAACCUGGGCAACCUGGGCAGCGUGGUGUGCGCGGGCGUGGAGCAGUGCGGGCCCGGCGCCGUGCUGAUCCCCGGGGCGCCGGGGGUCUGCGGGAACAGGUUCAGCACAGCCGUGCGCGUCGUCAGGACGAGCCGGUAG